AUGUUUUCAGAAAGAUAAGUCAGAGUUACCUUGACUCUACCAAAAUUUCAAGGCAAUCCAAAAUUUGAAUCAGGAGCUCAAACCACUACUUCAAGUUCAAGGAUCAUUUCAAUCACCUCUAGACACUAACCACUUGGAAAUCGAUUUCAUAAACAUGCUAUGACUUCUCUCUCCAAUCCAAAGCAUCCCCAACUCUACACUCCCUAGCAAGAAAGCAAAAGAGCAAAGAGGUUGAAAAAUAUUCCUUAUGAACUCUAAUAUUUCACUGCAAAACUUCCGAAUAAAAAUUUUACCUCUAGUCACUUGAUGUGUAAUGAAUUACUCAAACCUUAAUCUAAUAGUAUUGAAAAUAAGGAUAAAUGGCAGAUUAAAUCUUAUAUUCCCAAAACAAAUAAUGUGUUCAGUUUAUGUAAAUUAAAAAAAAUUGAUUAAUAAGAGAAGAGAAAAGAGAAUUUUUAAGAUUUGUCAUAUUUUAGAAAUCUGAAUAGGAAAGAUAUUGAAAUUGAAAAGAUCAAAAGGUAUAAUAAAUAAAGAUUAGUCACUUAGAAAUUGAUAAGUGAAUUCAUCCGAUAAUUCAAAUCUCAUGCUAAAAUUGAAAAUUUCAGUUUCAAUCUAUGA
Paramecium tetraurelia is the source of this 618-nucleotide messenger RNA. RefSeq lists its product as uncharacterized. The record is from RefSeq and is a predicted model, not a curated record. The transcript is spliced from 3 exons. Lineage: Eukaryota; Ciliophora; Oligohymenophorea; Peniculida; Parameciidae.